CCUCAGUGUCAUGGGAUUACUCCGGUGAGUUGAGCUCCUCAGUGCUGCCUCUCACUACAGCCUCACAGUGCCUCUAGCAGCAGCUCACCUGUCACUAGCACUCACAGCUAAUAUGUCUUGCAACAAAACAGAGCAUGGAAGAGAGGACGGUGUCGUUGUCCUGAAAUGCUACCGUCAAACGCCCUAUGAGAAUCAACUUACUCUUCCCUCGGGCUCGUCUUCACCAGCAACAGAGGCCUCCUCAGCCCCUGUAACACCUGCGAUUCCGUCUGCUCACGUCUCUACAGCUUCCUCCGCUGCCAACAUACCUCUAGAGGCGUCUUCCUCCGCUACCAACAUACCUCUAGAGGCGUCUUCCUCCGCUACCAACAUACCUCUAGAGGCGUCUUCCUCCGCUACCAACAUACCUCUAGAGGCGUCUUCCUCCGCUACCAACAUACCUCUAGAGGCGUCUUCCUCCGCUACCAACACUCCUCCAGAAGUGACUUCCUCCCCUUCCAACAUAUCUCCAGAGUUGGCUUCUUUCUCUCCCAACAUUUCUUCAGAGGUGGCUUCAUCCUCUCCCAACAUUUCUUCAGAGGUGGCUUCAUCCUCUCCCAACACAUCUCCAUGCGUGGCAUCCUCCACUGUCAAAAUACCACCAUACGUGGCGUCCUCCGCCUCCAACACUCCUCCAGAGGUGGUGUCCGCCGUUACCAACAUACAUCCAUACGUGGCAUCCUUCCCUGCAAACACUCCUCCAGAGGUGGUGUCCGCCGUUACCAACAUACAUCCAUACGUGGCAUCCUUCCCUGCAAACACUCCUCCAGAGGUGGCUACUCCGCCAGCAGCGGAUGACCUUCCCCCACUUCCCAGAGUCCAGGAUGAAGGGUAG
Molecule: messenger RNA, 874 nt
Organism: Procambarus clarkii (red swamp crayfish)
Lineage: Eukaryota; Metazoa; Arthropoda; Malacostraca; Decapoda; Cambaridae
Source: RefSeq, a predicted model, not a curated record